This is a messenger RNA of Magallana angulata, 9672 nucleotides long. RefSeq names its product ubiquitin carboxyl-terminal hydrolase 24-like. Lineage: Eukaryota; Metazoa; Mollusca; Bivalvia; Ostreida; Ostreidae. The record is from RefSeq and is a predicted model, not a curated record. The transcript has 58 exons. The coding region runs from base 164 to 7774 and encodes 2536 amino acids. Gene Ontology annotation, biological process: protein deubiquitination. Gene Ontology annotation, cellular component: nucleus; cytosol. Gene Ontology annotation, molecular function: cysteine-type endopeptidase activity; cysteine-type deubiquitinase activity; protein binding.
GAGUUGUCGACCGUCGUAGAACUCUUUAAUUGUGAUCGUCAAGCCAAUAUGGCGUACAGCAUGCUGAAAAUAAAAGUGGGAGUUAACUAGUUACGACGUCUUCAGGUAUUCUAGAUAUAAAAUGUAAGAGAGUGAGGGAUACAGGGAGUUCCGUUGUUCAAAGAUGGAGGUGGAGGAGGAGCACGUACACACCCUGCUCAGUAUGGGGUUCCCAGAGUCCGAAAUAAGGCGGGCCCUUCGAAGGGCCAAGAAUGACCUGAAUGAAGCAGUAGCUUACCUGACGAACGACCAGACGUUGCCGAGUGACUGGGAGGAGGUGGACGAUGUAGAAAUGAAGGACAUUCACUCACGGCCGAGCCAGACAAUGUACAGCCCGUCCCCUCCUCCCAGUUAUGAUGAUGUCCAUGCCAUGGAGCAGAAGACAGAUGAAAAUGGAGAAAAUGGUGGCACGGAAGAGGAAAACCCCUUAGAAUUUCCUGUCACCAAUCUGUAUGAACUUGAGGGUCGUGUAUUUGCUGAACACUGGUCCAUUCCUUACAAAAAGGAGGAGUCACUUGGAAAAUGUCUCAUUGCUGCAACAAGACUAGCAGAAGCCAACCUCACAGAGAAUGAUGAACACUGCAGGAGGUUCCUAGAGAGAUGCAUGCCAGAGUCAUUCCAAAAGUUGAUGACUUCAGGGGCUGUACACAGAUGGAACGCAGAAAUACAGGAAGGGAUAUUUAAUAUGGCUGAAUUGUUUAUUGAUAUGUGUGUAGCUCGCCUUCAACAUUUACCUAUACACCAUGAGAUCCUUAACAUUCUCACACUGGUGUUCAAUAAAGAAAGCGAGUUUCAUUUUAAAAACCGUUCCAAGAGAGACCGCACAUAUUGGGAAGAUAAGCUGGAAGAUGGUCAGUUAUAUACUGCGAAUACUGGCUACAAAUCUUCCAUCGAUCCCUAUGGUUGGUUGACACAUGCUAUAAAUAGGUUUGCCUUCAAAGGAGGAUUUAAUGUAGUAAGAAAAUUAUUGGAAAAUGAAGAACUGGACGCCCCAUCUAUGGCUGCCCUCCUUAGGCCGUUUGGAAUGUGUGCAGAAUUCCUGAAUCCUAAGGUAGUCACAGAAAUACUGGCCCCUGGAAUGGAGAAGACAAUCAAGUACAUACAAAACCUGGAGGAAAAAGACCUCAAAGAAAAGAAAAUAGGCAGUGUGUCUGACCUGCUGGCUUCUAUGAAGUUGUUGUGUAUACAGAUGUGGCCUCAGCACACAGAAUCUCUGGAUGACCUGCGAUUGGAAGUUGCCCUUAGAAUGUUGAAAUCUCCACAUUUCAAUGCCCGAAUGAAUGCUUUAAAGGAGGUGACAAAGCUGAUUGAAGAUGCCACCUCAAAUAAAGUGUCCAAGACUGCUAUUGAUUACAAAACAAUACUGCACUGGCUUGUGGAAAACAAAGUUCUCUCCAUUGCUCUAGAGGGUAACAUAGACCAAGUCCAGUAUUGUGAAAAGGUCAAGGGCAUUGUGGACUUUUUGGGGUCUGAAAUCACGAUAGAGGAGUUGGCCAUGAUCUGGAAAAUGCAGGUUGGCCAAACCAAUCACGUGAUAGACAACAUUCACUCCAUCAUUGCUGCAGCGGCAGUCAAGUUUGACUCGGCUCAACUCGAAAACUUGUUUUUGUUAAUACAAAAGAAAUGGCAGGAUGACCAUAAUCGUAUGAAAGAAAAGCUGUUACGACUUAUUGGUAAAAUAGGAAGAGAUGCCAAGGAACCCAAAACCACAACCAGAGUCCUAGAGCUACUGUGGGAUCUCUCUCAUUUACCCACCCUGUCCCGGCAGCUGAUUGAGUUAGCAUUAGAAGAACACCUGGCCAUUCUCAGUGAUUCCUUUAGUGUUCGAGAACAAGUCAAGAGGAACUAUGUCAUUAAGUGUGUUGAUGAUAUCAGAAAGGGUGCUUGUGUAUUACCAUCCCUAAAGCAGCUGCUUAAUAUAUGUAAAAACAUUAUGAAGCAAAAUAACCAUAAAUCUGAAAAGGGUAUUUUACAUGAACUGAAUAAAAACCAUGAUGUGAUUAAGCUGGUGACCCAGAGUCUGAUCAAGCUGCACAAACAAGCCCUGGUGACGGCGGGGGACGGCCACCUGGGGCCGGACAUUGUGGUGGACACCAGAUACCCUCACUCGGAGUAUGUGACCACCCACCUACAGUUUCUCCAGUACACCUUGCAGGAGGGGGCCCUGUAUCUGCCCUGGAGUCGGGCUCGAGACAUCUGGGGGACACUCAUCGCAAACUCAGAGGCCUGUAACUGGGACAGAGAGACCUGCUUUGAGUGGUUCAGUAAAGGUCUAGCUGACCUGGAGAUGGACACUCAAACUCAAUUGUUUCAGAAAGAAUUGUUGAAAUUGGAUCCCUCAAAACUCACUGACAAAGGUUUCACCUGUUUUAAGAAUUUCUUUGAGAAUGUGAACAAAUAUGAGCACCGGCUGAAGACUGAUGGUGGGAGACUGGUUGUUGAGAAAUGUGACCUGCUUGGCUUGGACUAUAUAUGGGAGAUUUGUCUCAACACGCCAGACGAGGCGAUAGCAGACAAGGCCAUCCAGCUCCUUCUGUGUGUCAGCUAUACAAACCUUGCUGUCAGACUCAAAAGGGAUACUGUGAGUCUACACAAGAAAUUCAUAUCUGAAUGUUCCAAUAGAUUAGAGGCAGCUAUGAUAGGGAUGGGGGGAACUGCCAUAGCCCAGGCUAUAACAUGGGCCACUAAAACUCUAACGGCAGCUAUUGUUAAAGAGGUAGCUAAUGUGCCUCCACCCUCAAGGUCCAUAAAGUUGAUGAAUAUUGAACGUCUGCUGUGGAUCGCAGAGGUUUAUGUUCUAAACGUUGAGGAGAACCAUCACACGACCAGAAUUAUCCUCCCUCACGGAGCCUCCUUCCACGGCCUACAGAUCAACCUGAUGAUCACCUGCGAGUCACCCAAGCAAGAGUUCAUUCUGUUGUGCCAUGGAAACGAGACUUUAGGAUCUGUCAGGGGUCGGAUUGCUAACAAACUCCGACAACCAACCGACAAUGUACAAAUUGUGGCCCAGGACAAAAUGUUGGACUCGCAGAAGGAUCAGAAACUGCUGCACCAGCUGGAGUUUGAGGAUAAUCAGCUGAUUCAGGUCCGCCUGACCACGCCCACUCUACAACCUCUGGGCAAAGAGCCUAUGACUCCAACUUCCAAACAGAGCUUUGAUUUGGAGCAAGAGAAGAUGCUUCCUGGUGUUGUGAUGGCAGUGGAAGGACAGGUGUUUGAUAUGCUGUAUCAGCUAGCAGAUUUAGAUGAGUCCAGGAUAACACACCGAGUGAGAAAGUUGCUGAUGCUAAUACCAACUGAUCCACAGAUCUCAGAAACUCUGGAAUGCAUUGCAAACAAGGUACCAAAGCAGUGUGCGGAGGAUGUAAGCCCCAGAGCUAGUCCUAGAAAGUCCACAUCAGCCUCUCCCCUCCCCAGUCCCCGCAUGUCCCCCAAGGAAGUGCUCAAGUCGCUGUUUGAUGCCACUGCCCAGGAUAUGUCUGCAUUCCGUGUGCUUUACAAUCUAGAGGUGUUGAGCAGUAAGCUGAUGCCCAUUAGUGUGGACCUCGCCACUCGGAUAAGUAGCCAGGCAUUCUGUGACGACUUCCUGUCCGUUGGAGGACUUCAAAUGGUGGUCAACGUCCUACAGGCGGAGUCCCUUGCCCCCGAGGUCAACUACACCAUCAGGCAGGGCUGUUAUGCAAUAUGUCUGCAGCUUGCCCGCUUUCUUUUAUGUGGGCAGACAGUUUCCAUGGACGCAGACGAGGCUCAUGCCGGCAACGAGGAAUCAAAAACUGCAUCAAAUUUGCAGUUGGCCUCAUCCCCUGCUAAUACUUCAUUUAACAAGCAUUCUGCUGGAAGCCAUGCUGUACAGACAAUGGAUGUACACACCUUCACAGAGACGGUGUCCUGUUUCUUGAGGGUGACGUGGGCGGCGGCAGCUGGAAGACUUCACCUCAUCGGUACAUCUCAGGUGAUGAUUGACAGCUCCUCGGGUCAUGGUAGGAGAAGCAGACAGAGUAGCACAGGGAGCACGGCCAGCACAGGGAGUGAGAGUGAUUGUCAGAGUCUGCACGCCGGGGUGUGUGCCAAGGCUCGGGACAUCCCCACCAAGGACUGUAACAUAGCGCGUGAAGCUCUGGAGAUCCUCAUCACAUGUCUGCAGAUCAGAUGUGAACUCAUCGCCUCUUUUUAUUCCCUGCCCUGCAGCAGCGAUUUUAUUAUUGAUAUUUUGGUGGGUUGCACUAAUGCUGACAUAAGGAGUGCUGCACUGGAGCAGUUUUUUCUCCUCAGUCAGACAGAGUGCACUGCUCAGCGUACUCCUCAUCACUUCAUGCUGCAACUGCUGCUUAAGGCAUAUGUCCCUUUCUGGGUGUCGUCUUCCUCAGCUAGAGGGGUGAGCCAAAGGUUGUUGGGUCAGUGUUCUCAGUACUUUGAUCUGCUCUGUAAACUUCUGGAAGGCCUCUCAACGGAAGAUCAGGGAAAACUUCAGAUGAACCCAACCUCGAUGCUGGAGGAUGAAGUGGCAUGGUUGGGGAACUUUGUCCCCUCCAUUCACCCCGACAUGUCAGACACAGACAACAGUCUGCUGGCCGGUCACCUCAAACUCAUCAGCACACUACUGACCUGUGAAGGGGUGGAUCCAGAGGAGAAUGGAAGAACCUUGGUGUAUGAUAUCCUCCAUGACUUCCUCUUUCCCGCUUCUAAAGUGAUGAUGGACAGUAUGAACACCAGUAAUGAGGAGAAGCUGGAAGAAGUCAAUCCAAAGUGUGGUAAUUGUGAGUCUCGUGUGGCAGCUUACAGACUGCUGAUCGAGUUAGCCAAGGGAAACUAUGCUAUGUUAAAAGAUGUUUGUAAACAGCUGAUUGAAAUGCAUCAUCUUCCUCAGCCGGACUGUGCCAAUGAGUGGGAGUACCUCCCCCCUGUUGAUGGUCGUGCCCGGUGUGGCUUCGUCGGUCUUAAAAACGGUGGUGCCACCUGUUACAUGAAUUCUGUAAUCCAGCAACUGUACAUGGUGCCGGGAAUUCCCGAGGUGGUUCUGGGGACAGAGGAGGAUAAGCCGGACGAGGAAAGCGUAUUUUUCCAAAUCCAGCAAGUGUUGGGACAUUUACUGGAGAGCAAGCUUCAGUACCAUGAACCUGAACGCUUCUGGAAGGUGUUCAAACUCUGGGGUCAGACGGUCAACAUUAGGGAGCAGCAGGAUGCCUUUGACUUUUUCCAGGCCCUGAUUGAUCAAAUAGACGAGCAUCUUAAGAGAAAUGGAAAGUUGGAGAUCUUUAAAAGAAAAUUUCAAGGAAUAUUCUCUGAUCAGAAAAUAUGCAAAGACUGUCCUCAUAGGUAUGAGAGAGAGGAAGCUUUCCUGGCGUUGAAUCUGACGGUGAAGAAUGCUACACUGCAGGAUUCCCUGGACCAGUUUGUGAAGGGGGAGCUGCUGGAGGGGGACAAUGCCUACUUCUGUGAUAAGUGUGGAGAAAAGAGAAACACUAUGAAGAGGAUGUGCAUAAAGACACUGCCCCCAUUACUGUGUAUUCAGCUGAAGAGAUUUGGUUAUGACUGGGAGGCCAACAGAGCUCUCAAGUUUGAUGACUACUUCAAGUUUCCAUGGAUAUUGGAUAUGGAGCCAUACACUACUGACGGAAUGGCCCGGCGGGAGGAAGUAUUGGAGACGGUGGACAGUAGUUCGGAGUCGGACUCUGGGGAAUCCUCGAGUCACGAGGAGAGGGUCCUGGAGAUAGUGGCAUCGGGAAACAAUGUAGAACAGCGACAGAUUAACUACGAGUUAGUGGGGAUUGUGGUCCACAGUGGACAGGCAAAUGCUGGCCACUACUACUCAUUCAUCAAGGACCGCAGAGGUGACAUGAUGUCUAAUCCACAGAAGGGGAAGUGGUUCAAGUUCAACGACACGGUGGUGGAGGAGUUCGAGAUGACAGAGGACAGUCUGGAGGCCGAGUGCUUCGGUGGCACCUACAAGGCCAAGAUCCUGGAGCCAACUACAACUCUGCCAGAUGAGCGAGUGCGGUACUGGAACGGCUACAUGUUAUUCUAUGAGAAGAUGGAGGAGCCAGCCAAGACCCCUGUCUCAGCUAAAAAAUCUAAAAUACAGACCAGGAAAGCCAUACUGGAGGGAGGGAAGGGUGAUUUAGACUCUAACAGUUUCAUGGAAUUGACUGAGUUAGUGCAUAAGGGAGAGAAGAAGGGAAUAUUUAUGGAUGAGAUGCCGGCUAGUAUCCACCAGAUCAUACAGGCCGAGAACCUGACAUUUGUCAAAAACCGAGACGUCUACAACACCGACUACUUCAGAUUUAUCAGGGACUUGGUGGCUGUAAACAUGAGUAAGGAGAGCCACAAAGAUUUCCAGCAGAUGUCCGUCACAGCGCUACAGCUUGGCAUACGCUUCCUCUUUAACACCUUCUUCAGGUGUAAAAAGAAAACCAAGACUCUUUUGGACGAGUGGGUGGAUUUGAUAGAUGAAAUUCUGGAAAAGAGUAAAGAAGCCUGUGAUUGGCUGGUGGAGUAUCUCAGUGGUUCUGAGGGGUCGUCAUAUAUCAAACCCUUCCUCCUCGAGUGUCCCUGUAGGGAUGUCAGGUACACAAUGGCGCGACUACUGGAGAGGAUCAUGUCCUCACACUUCAGACAUGGAGGGGUCCCGACUCAAAAAUGCUUCAAUGAGAUUGUGGAAAUAAUUCUACACAUGCUGAGCAAAGAUGUAGUGGACCAUUGUAAAAACUCCUACCAUUAUUUUCAAGUCAUCAAGUCAUAUGUACAACUAGGAACAAAAUCUUGCAGCCAUAUGUUUUUACGACAAGGUUUUCAGCGACUGAUAGGGUUUUUAAUUGGAAAUUCAGGGGAGAUAAAUCAGGGACAUGACACACCGACCAGGAGAUGGAGUUCUAUUCAGUCUCGAGAGUUCGGCAACCUCCAUGCCUCAUUAGCAAUACUUGUCUUAAAUUGUGAUGUAUCAAAGUACAGAAGAGAAGAUCCCGGUGAUUAUGAAAUACGCAAACCUAAAACUGUUUUCCCCAUGAAGUUUCUCUUCAUGCCACAAGACAUGGAGAAUUACGUCUUUGGAGCAGAAUCAUCUCGUUACCUUCGGGAGGUAAUUCAUGCCAUUCGAGAGGUGGGAACCAAUUUAAUAAUCUGCGACAUGCUGGUAUACUGCAGCUUCUGUAACUACCAGUUUAGUGAAAACGUCCUGAAACUUCUAAUGCAUCAAUACAUGACAGCUCCCUCCAAUGAACUCAAACCUGUCUUCUCCUUACUAACAGAGCUAUUGAUGCUGGAGGAUCCAGUGCAGGGCCAGCGAAUUAAGGUGGUCAUCGACGGAGUGACGGACAGUGCUGGCACGGCUUAUGAUGGUCUGCUAGCCACCGUGAGAUUGAAUCAUGCCACAGACAGCCGGCGAUCCUACACUUGUAUCAAGUUCCUGGUCAGCUUGGCCAGUAAGAGUGCUCCAGUGAAGGACUACCUGAUGCAGAUCCCAUCCAAGUGGCAGUGGGCCGUCAACUGGCUCAAGAAAAAGAUGUCGGAGUAUUACUACACUCCUUCCUCUACGUCAGCAAUCUCCAAUGAGGACUCCAACAGGAAAUCCUUCCAGAGAACCUACAGUGCCCAGUCCACACUGGAGGAAGCUAAAGCAUUACUGACUGAGCUAGAGUACCAAGAAGGAAGCCCAGAGAUGGACACAAACGAUGAAGAGGGACAAAGUACUGCACCCUCAAAAGAUGAAGUAGACGAUUCUAACAGAAAGAAGACAUGAUUUUCUGUGAAAACAUGGAGAGCAGGUGACCGCUGAUUUACACAUAGGAAAACCAACUGAAGGUUCUUCGAGUGAAAUACAAACUGAAAAGCCCUAGUUCCUUGUAUGUUGAUGAACUGAAAUUUUUGAUGCUGGCAAAAUGAAAAAAAAAAUGUCUACAUGACUACUCAGUUGCACAUUUAAUUUCAUUGUGUGACGGAGAACUGAAGCAUUUUACUGCCAUUACUGUGUCUGCUCUUGUAGUUACUUUAAUUAUUAUUUGUGUACCUAAUCAGAUUAAGAUAAGUAUUUCCAUGGUCUAGAUUUCACAUAGAAAUGACACGCGCUACGUACUACCAGGUAAUGAGAGUACAGGUGUAUUUGAAUUUCUCUUUUCUUGUGCACUAUGAAUCAAAUGUGUAAUUUACAGAUGAACUUUAUCAGUGGUUCAUUCAAUUGAUAUCCUGUAAAUCUUCCUCCUUAAUGUAUAAUCAAGGUAAAAUGGGUUUGAUAUAUUCUGAAACUCAAUAUGCAGAUAUAUGUAUUUACAAAUAGGAAUUUCUAUUGAACCCUGAUAUUCAAGAAGGUAUUGUAGGACGGUGAGUCUGUCCGGAUCCAGCUCAGGGUGUUUGUUGUGUACUUUUAUCUAUUUCAUGUACUUGUUGUCUUUUCUUUGCAUUAGAAUUCAAUGCAAAACUGUAUCGGUUAUAUAGAAACCUUGAUGUACCUGUAGUCUUAAUGAUGAAGAAAAAUUUCACGCCUUCUCUGGAUCCUAACUAUGCAAAAUGUCCAGUUUUCUUCGUUUUAAUGGCAAAUUGACUGAAUAUUAAGAUCUCUUCGCAAAAAUAGUACAACUCUUUCAAAUUACUUUAUAACUUGUGUAAUAACGAAUUUCAUAUAUGAACCUUGCUAUUUAAUUUAUGGUGUGUUAAUGUUGAUGUUAAAAUGGCCAAGGUUUUUAUUGAAAACCACAUCUGUUUAAGAUACAAUGACAGAUGCGAAGCAAUGACAUGGCAAGCAGUUUACAUAUUUCAUUGUAUUGCAUUAUUGGUAAAAUUAGUUAGUAUCUUAAUGUUUGGACAGGAAUAUGCAUACAUCUUUUACUGAAUUUAUUUAGUAACAGGCCAGGCAAAUCUGUGUCCCUUCAACAAGGUAUACUUACGACAAUACAUGUAUUAGGAUUAAAGUUUAGUAAUUAAGAAUCAUUGAUUCAACUACAUUAAAACAAAUAGUACCUAUUUAAGGUACAAUUUCUUUAUUGUAAAGAAAUGUAAGAGUGGCCAUUCAUAUUAUGUAUUAGAAAUGAAAUUUACACCCCCCCCCCCCCCCCCCUUUUUUUUAAAUGUACAUAGUACCCGAUUCGAUACAAUUCUGUUUCAGAAUUUUGGAUUUAUUUCUCUAUCAGACAUGUUUAAUUAAUUUGUUGCCAAUUUGCUAUCACUAGACAUAGAUUAUAUUAGUGAACCUUUUAUUACCAAUUGUGUGUACACUUUUUUCAAUAUAUUUUCUUUUUCAGAUUAACCAAAUAUUAUAAAUAAUGAGUUACAUGUAGUGGUAGCUGUUUGUACUUGUUAAACAAAAAGUAUUAAGAUUCAUCUUAAUUAGUUCAACAUAAUAUUUCCUUCCCCUGAAUGUUCCAGCCUAAUAGCUGGUUAUGAAGCUUGAUGAAAUGUUUAUGUUAGUGACUGUUUAAGCAGGACAAUGUGAUAUUGUCUACUUGUAUAAAAUCUGAUCUGUACAGCUGCUAUGGGUGACGAUAAAACCUCUAUCUUGUAUUUAAAUGUGUAAGUGCUAUUCUCACUCAGAACAAAAAUGUAUGUAAAUAAGAAUGAUGUAAAUGUUGAAUUAGUUGUAUAUACUCUGUGUAUAUAAUAAUGUACAGUAAUGUUACAUUUAUAAAUAUCUAAUGCAUAAUGGUA